AAGAAAGAGGACAGUUGGUAAGGAAUCGUUGCAAGAGAUCAGGAGACGUGUUGACAAGUGGAACAUAGGAAUAGGUGAUCUGUUUUUUAUCUUAGCAAUAAACAUAUUAAUUUCAUCAGCGGGACACCUGGAGUUUGUGUUGUUGCAUUUUCGUCCAAGUCUACGUUGUGCUUUGUCUGUCCCAACGCCUAGAUACCCACCGUAUAAAUUACAGAGAGGAUCGGUGCUGUACUGACCACUGCUAAAUCAAUGCAGUCUGUGAUAAGUCAGGACCGGAGCCCUCCUCCGUAACAGCCAUUCUGUGACACACACUUUAAAAAAAUAAAACUGCCACAUUAAAAUGGACUAACGAAGGGGACUCCCCUUCGAAGCAAAUGUGGAUAUGGUCAGCAGGAAUGACCAUGAGGAUAUGGUCAGCAGGAAUGACCAUGUGGAUAUGGUCAGCAGGAAUGACCAUGAGGAUAUGGUCAGCAGGAAUGACCAUGUGGAUAUGGUCAGCAGGAAUGACCAUGAGGAUAUGGUCAGCAGGAAUGACCAUGUGGAUAUGGUCAACAGGAAUGACCAUGAGGAUAUGGUCAGCAGGAAUGACCAUGGGGAUAUGGUCAGCAGGAAUGACCAUGUGGAUAUGGUCAGCAGGAAUGACCAUGUGGAUAUGGUCAGCAGGAAUGAACAUGUGGAUAUGGUCAACAGGAUUGACCAUGUGGAUAUGGUCAGCAGGAAUGACCAUGUGGAUAUGGUCAGCAGGAAUGACCAUGUGGAUACCGUCAGCAGGAAUGACCAUGUGGAUACGGUCAGCAGGAAUGACCAUGUGGAUACGGUCAGCAGGAAUGACCAUGUGGAUAUGGUCAGCAGGAAUGACCAUGUGGAUACGGUCAGCAGGAAUGACCAUGUGGAUACGGUCAGCAGGAAUGACCAUGUGGAUAUGGUCAGCAGGAAUGACCAUGUGGAUAUGGUCAGCAGGAAUGACCAUGUGGAUAUGGUCAGCAGGAAUGACCAUGUGGAUAUGGUCAGCAGGAAUGACCAUGUGGAUAUGGUCAGCAGGAAUGACCAUGUGGAUAUGGUCAGCAGGAAUGACCAUGUGGAUAUGGUCAGCAGGAAUGACCAUGUGGAUAUGGUCAGCAGGAAUGACCAUGUGGAUAUGGUCAGCAGGAAUGACCAUGUGGAUAUGGUCAGCAGGAAUGACCAUGUGGAUAUGGUCAGCAGGAAUUACCAUGUGGAUAUGGUCAGCAGGAAUGACCAUGUGGAUAUGGUCAGCAGGAAUGACCAUGUGAAAUUGGGUUGCGAUCCAUUGUUUUCUUUUCUUGCCGUCGAUCGACACUAUUGGAAACCUAAUUACACUUUAUAUAAUAUGUAUACAUAAGACUGGCAGCAAAAGUUGAAACAUAAAAACAUCCAAAACAUGUUCAAUUGAGUAGGAGAUCUGGGGGAAAACAUGAAGUAUGUUAACAAGAACGGAAUGUUAAGUUUAUAUUGACGUUUCACCUUUAAGAUGUGUUGAAUUUUUCUAUUGGACAGGGCGAUUGUCAUAGCUUACAACAUACCAACUUGUAGUAACACGAUUGGGAAGGUGUUGAACUUAUCCAGGGAACAUGUGGUAAGUGGAUGAGGUAAUGUCAGUGGUGGAUGAAGUGUGGUGGUUUAUGGAUGAAGUAUCUUUGAUGGAUAAGGUUUGAUGGGAGUUGGAUGAAGUAUGAUGCUUGAUGAAUGAAUUAUAAUGGUUGAUGGAUGGAACAUGAUGCUUGAUUAAUGAACUAUGAUGUUUGAUAAAUGAAGUAUGAUGUUUGAUGAAUGAAAUAUGAUGUUUGGUGGAUAAGAUUGAUGUGAUUUUUAUUUGUUAUGAUGGUUGAUGAAUGAAAUAUAAAGGUUGAUGAAUGAAAUAUAAUGGUUGAUGAAUGAUGUGUGAUGUUUGAUGGGUGAGCUGUAAUGUAUGAUGAAUGGAGUAUGAUGGAAGAAGAUGAAGCAUUAUGUAUGAUGUCGUAUGAUACUCGUCUGAUUAAUGAUUGAUGACGCAUGAUGCAUAUUAAAUUUUAAAUUUUAUAAAUUUUUUGAAAGCCUUUGAUAGUGUUGAAAAAAAAAACUCUGUGGACACUAUUGCGUCACUAUGGUAUUCUACAUAAAGAGAACAGUUAUAAUGAAAUACACUGAUCACAAUAUGAGCUGCGGUGCUGUUCGUGGGGGAAACCAAUAGAGUCUUUUGAGAUAGAGUCUUUUGAGAUAGAGUCUUUUGAGAAAGAGUCUUUUGAGAAAGAGUCUUUUGAGAUAGAGUCUUUUGAGAUAGACUCUUUUGAGAUAGACUCUUUAAGACAGUGUCAAGAGUGCUACAGGACUGUCUAAUCUCCACAGUCCUCGUUACAGUCAUAUAUUGGAUCAUGAGCAAUGCUACUAAGAUUGGAGGAAAUGACAUACCAUGGACUCAUUUUGGACCUGGAUUUUGUGGAUAACAUCGCCCUGUUAUCCCUAAGCCACUAAAAAAAAAUAAUUAACAGAACUUCAAAACUUCAAAUACCAGAGAGAUUGGACUUGCAAGAAAGGAGAUCAAAAAUCAUUGGAUGAGAAUGUCAGGAAUGACUGAGGGGGGGGGGUGUUAACAACAGAGCUCCAUUGUUCUUCAGAUCAUUUAUAGGGUGGACGGAAAAACUGAUGUGUUUUGGGAUCGAGUAAGGUUAAUAGAUUUUCACAUCUUUGAGAUUGGCCCGCACCUAUGGUUUCUUCCCAACAUAUUAUGUCUCGGGGCUUCCAGACUUCGCAUGACACUUUUGGUGUUGACGACGGACGUACUUCAUUGACCAGAAAUUGGGAGGGGGGUAGGAAGUUGUUGAUAACUAGCAUUCCUGGACCCCCUAGGGAGGUAGAGAAUUGUAUAUAAGAUAAUAAGAUAGAACUCUUGGUGACAGAACGGAGUGAAAGAUUCGUGGACCGUCAUUAUGAAGUUGUAGACGCAGCGGUACUAGACGUACUCAAAGAUACAAUCAGUGAUAGAGCGCUGUUGAAGUAUUAGAGUUAGGACAGAAAAAUUACUUAAUUUGUUAUUUUAUUCCCAUCAAUCAAUCUUUUAUGUAUAACUGUUACUGAGGAGUUGCGGGAUCAUUCAUCAGUUGUUGUUUUUUUUUUUUACACUCCGUUGUACUUCUCAACGUCUGCGCUAGUGAACCAUCACAGAGAGGAGCUGCCCCGUACUAUUCACUACACCACCAAUACCACUUGGUACGUGAUCAUAAGUACGGGGCAUACCAUCACAAUACCAUCCCAUCUGUGACAGAGAAUACAUCCGAAUAGCAUUGGAGGUGUAGCAUUAAGAUGGAGAGUAGGAGGAAAGUUGAUCGACCUGGGAUGCUUAGUUCAUAAGGUCGGGAAAAAAAAAAGGGGGGGGGGAGGAGAACGGUGAUGGUUAAUUUAAAAAAAUUAGAAACUCUAGUAAUUCACGAAACAGACAGCCAAAUGUAAAAUAUCCGAAUAGCAUUGGAGGUGUAGCAUUAAGAUGGAGAGUAGGAGGAAAGUUGAUCGACCUGGGAUGCUUAGUUCAUAAGGUCGGGAAAAAAAAAAGGGGGGGGGGGAGGAGAUCGGUGAUGGUUAAUUUAAAAAUAUUAGAAACUCUAGUAAUUCACGAGACAGACAGCCAAAUGUAAAACUUUAACAAAAAUAUUAAGUAUGUUAUGUUUGAUGGCUGAGAAAGCUGGAGAUCAACCAAGAGAGGUUAGAAAAUCCUUCAAACCUUCAUCGAGAGUUGCCUGCAUAUAAUCCUUAACAUCAAGUUGUUCGCUAAACCCAAAAUUCAUCACUGGGCGAAAUCACGAUGCACAACUCCAAGAAAUAAUUUAAUAAGCUCUAGCUGGAUGGAUGGUAGCUUGGGACAGUUGAUGGAUGAAAACACCAGACAUUUGAUAUAUGGAUGAUAGCAUAAGAAAACUGAUUGAUAGGUAACAGCAUAAGAAAACUGAUUGAUAGGUAAUAGCAUGAGACAACUGAUUGAUAAGCAAAAGCAUGAGACAACUGAUUGAUAGGCAAAAGCAUGAGACAACUGAUUGAUUGGAAAAAGCAUGAGACGAUUGAUUGAUAGGCAAAAGCAUGAGACGAUUGAUUGAUAGGCAAAAGCAUGAGACAACAGAUUGAUUGGAAAAAGCAUGAGACGAUUGAUUGAUAGGCAAAAGCAUGAGACAACUGAUUGAUUGGAAAAAGCAUGAGACGAUUGAUUGAUAGGCAAAAUCAGGAGACAACUGAUUGAUAGGCAAAAGCAUGAGACAACUGAUUGAUAGGCAAAAGCAUGAGACGAUUGAUUGAUAGGCAAAAGCAGGAGACAACUGAUUGAUAGGCAAAAGCAUGAGACAACUGAUUGAUUGGAAAAAGCAUGAGACGAUUGAUUGAUAGGCAAAAGCAUGAGACAACUGAUUGAUAGGCAAAAGCAUGAGACGAUUGAUUGAUAGGCAAAAGCAUGAGACAACUGAUUGAUUGGAAAAAGCAUGAGACGAUUGAUAUAUAGGCAAAAGCAUGAGACAACUGAUUGAUAGGCAAAAGCAUGAGACAACUGAUUGAUUGGAAAAAGCAUGAGACGAUUGAUUGAUAGGCAAAAGCAUGAGACAACUGAUUGAUAGGCAAAAGCAUGAGACAACUGAUUGAUUGGAAAAAGCAUGAGACAACUGAUUGAUAGGCAAAAGCAUGAGACGAUUGAUUGAUAGGCAAAAGCAUGAGACAACUGAUUGAUUGGAAAAAGCAUGAGACGAUUGAUUGAUAGGCAAAAGCAUGAGACGAUUGAUUGAUAGGCAAAAGCAUGAGACAACUGAUUGAUAGGCAAAAGCAUGAGACGAUUGAUUGAUUGGAGAAAGCAUGAGACGAUUGAUUGAUAGGCAAAAGCAGGAGACAACUGAUUGAUAGGCAAAAGCAUGAGACAACUGAUUGAUUGGAAAAAGCAUGAGACGAUUGAUUGAUAGGCAAAAUCAGGAGACAACUGAUUGAUAGGCAAAAGCAUGAGACAACUGAUUGAUUGGAAAAAGCAUGAGACGACUGAUUGAUAGGCAAAAGCAUGAGAACACUGAUUGUAAGGCAAAAGCAUGAGACGAUUGAUUGAUAGGCAAAAGCAGGAGACAACUGAUUGAUUGGAAAAAGCAUGAGACAAAUGAUUCAUAGGAAAAAGCAUGUGACAGUUGGUUACAAAUAUAAAAAGACAAGGAUUGAACGUAAAUGAUUAAUGGUCUAUGUUGUGCUGCUACUGUUCCUAUUUUAACUGGCUAUGUUUCACUUUUGUCUUUAUUACACUGUUAAAUGUCUAUAUUCCGGUUUUAAAUGUCUAUGUUUCAGUGUUAAAGGUCUAUGUUCCAGUGUUAAAUGUCUAUGUUCCAGUGUUAAAGGUUGAUGGGCUAUGUUCCACAAAAGUCCUGCGUACUGACAGACAAUCAUGUACGGACAGCGACAUUAAUGUCCCGACAGAGACAGUCCUGUUUGAUCUCUUGACACAUGUGGACAAGAAACGGGCGUUACGCGACAAACACAACGCCGGCUAAACACAAUCUAAUGGAGUGAAAAUGAAAUCAAGGGCGCAUCUCAGCUCAUCAAGUGGCUGUUCACAUCAUCUCCAACAAGAUCAUUUACACGCUGGUGUCAUUGGUACACAGACUCUUGAGUCACACUGAGUGCGACGUCUCACUGAUGUGUGUGACCUAUGGUAGAGUAAUUACAUCACUUAAACAGAAUGUUUAGCGAUCUUAGUGAUUUCAUUAUCAGAUUUGUUAAUGAUUUCAUAAAAAGAAAAUAUGAUUUCAUAAUCGAACAAUAUGAUUUGAUAAUAAAGCGAUAUGAUUUCAUAAUCAGACAAGAUGAUUUCAUAAUCAGACAACAUGAUUGCAUAAUCAUACAAGAUCAUUUCGUAAUCAGAAAAAAUGAUUUCAUUAUAGGACAAGAUGAUUUCAUCAUCAGACACGCGAUGCCAUUGUCCUUGAUACCCUAGAUGCCAUUGUCCUUGAUACCCUACAGCUAUAUGUGAUUGAUUGAUUGAUUGGUUGAUUGAUUGGUUGAUUGGUUGAUUGAUUGGAUAUUGAUAUAGCACUAGUAUCCAUGCUACUUCAGCAUGUUCACUGUACUCUGGUUUACUUAAAUCUAUUUAAAUAAAACAGUUUUUAAAUGUUUCUUAAAUGAUUUUUUAUCAUUUUCAAUUCCCCUCAAAGAUUGAGGUAAACUGUUUCAUAAUUUUGAUGCUAUCGCCUUAAAAGAGAGCUCUCCGUAAGAAUUUUUUCUGUGUCCAUCCACACUAGGAACUCUCAGUAGGUACUGUAUUGAAGACCCCAGGCUCUUUGAGGAUACAUGUUAAUAAAUCCGUUCUUUAAGAUAUUCCGGUACAGAGCCUUCUAUGCAGCUGUACGCCUGGGACAAUUUUUGUAAUUAAUGCGCUCACUCACAGGAACCCAAUGGAGAUCUCGUAGAACUGGGGUGAUGUGGUCAGAUUUUUUUAUCCGCGUGCUGCAGUAUUUUGUAUUUUUUGGAGUCUCUGAAUUUGGUUCUGAGGUAAACCCCACAAACAACUAUUACAGUAAUCUAAUCUUGACUGGAUUAGAGUUACCGCUACAGCAUUGGCUGUUCUUUUAUUGAGUUGAGAACGCAGCUGACCCAGGGCACGCAGAUGACAGAAGCAAGCCUUGAUCACAGAACUGAUAUGGGGAAUCAAUCUAAGUUUACUGUCAAUAUAUAAGCCAAUGUCUCUGACAGUGGAGGACAACAGGAUCUCUGAUUCACCAACUUUUAUUGAUGCGAUGUUUACUAUACGAAGAUUGGCGUCUGAACCAAAAAUAAUUGCCUCAGUCUUAUCAUCAUUUAAUUUUAGUCUGUUUGAUGACAUCGAAUCUUUCACAGCAAGACAGCAGUCCUGGACAGCCUGAACUGCAGCAGCACACUCCAUAAAUCAGGGCGGAAACAGUUGUAUAGUUCUGUGUGUCUAAGAUCUGUGUCGCUUACAGACAAAUCAUACAUGGCCGCCAAAUCUUUGUAGCGGCAUCUCAGUUGGAACAUUUGUUUGGAGCUAAAAUCUCUGAUUGUGUUGGUGGCUAAUGAUACUAGCUUGUGUCAUGUGGUGUGCAUCAAUGACGUGUGUUGUUUGCAUCUCUGACGUAUGGUUUACAUCAAUCAUGUGUGGUUUACAUCAAUGACGUAUGGUUUACAUCAAUGACGUAUGGUUUACAUCAAUGACGUAUGGUUUACAUCAAUCAUGUGUGGUUUACAUCAAUGACGUAUGGUUUACAUCAAUGACGUAUGGUUUACAUCAAUGACGUAUGGUUUACAUCAAUCAUGUGUGGUUUACAUCAAUGACGUAUGGUUUACAUCAAUGACGUAUGGUUUACAUCAAUGACGUAUGGUUUACAUCAAUGACCUGUGAUUUACAUCAAUGACGUAUGGUUUACAUCAAUGACGUAUGAUUUACAUCAAUGACCUGUGGUUUACAUCAAUGACCUGUGGUUUACAUCAAUGACCUGUGGUUUACAUCAAUGACGUAUGGUUUACAUCAAUGACAUGUGGUUUACAUCAAUGACAUGUGGUUUACAUCAAUGACGUAUGGUUUACAUCAAUGACCUGUGGUUUACAUCAAUGACGUAUGGUUUACAUCAAUGACCUGUGUUUUACAUCAAUGACGUAUGGUUUACAUCAAUGACCUGUGGUUUACAUCAAUGAUGUAUGGUUUACAUCAAUGACCUGUGGUUUACAUCAAUGACCUGUGGUUUACAUCAAUGACGUAUGGUUUACAUCAAUGACCUGUGGUUUACAUCAAUGACGUAUGGUUUACAUCAAUGACCUGUGUUUUACAUCAAUGACGUAUGGUUUACAUCAAUGACCUGUGGUUUACAUCAAUGAUGUAUGGUUUACAUCAAUGACCUGUGGUUUACAUCAAUGACCUGUGGUUUACAUCAAUGACCUGUGGUUUACAUCAAUGACCUGUGGUUUACAUCAAUGACCUGUGGUUUACAUCAAUGACCUGUGUUUUACAUCAAUGACCUGUGGUUUACAUCAAUGACUUAUGGUUUACAUCAAUGACCUGUGGUUUACAUCAAUGACCUGUGGUUUACAUCAAUGACCUGUGGUUUACAUCAAUGACCUGUGGUUUACAUCAAUGACUUAUGGUUUACAUCAAUGACCUGUGGUUUACAUCAAUGACCUGUGGUUUACAUCAAUGACGUAUCCCCGUUUUCAAAUAAUGUGAUUGGUUUAUUUUUAAAUUAAUUGUAUUUUGUUUUAUUUUUCUAUUGCGUCAUGGGUAAAAAGAAGGGGGGGGGGUGUAUUAGUGCUAACUGGCGUAUUCGAUUAAAAUGAAUCGCUUUGUUCCCUAGAUGACGUCUUACAUUUUUGUAAUAUAUUGAAUACGAAAUGGUCGGCUUGAUUUGAACGUGUUUUGUUUGUGAUCCCGACCAGGUGGGCAUGUUCAAUGGAACGUUUACCUUAUGGUCGGAGCCAUCAAUACAGGUACGUCAGUGCAAUCAAUACAGGUAGGUCAGUGCAAUCAAUACAGGUAGGUCGAAGCUAUCAAUACAAGUAAGCAAGAGACAUCAAUACAGGUAAGCAAGAGGCAUCAAUACAAGUGAGUCAGAGCUAUCCCUAAAGUUACGUGAUAGCCAUCAAUACAGGUACGUCAGUGCCAUCAAUACAUAUGAGUCAGGACCAGCAAUACAGAUAGGUCAGACCAUCACUACAGGUAGGUGAGAGCUAUCACUACUGUUACGUCAGAGCCAUCUAUACAUGUGAGUCAGGACAAUCACUACAAGUACGUCAUAACCAUCGACACAGGUAGGUCAGAGCCAUCACUACAGGUAGGUCAGAGCCAUCACUACAGGUAGGUCAGAGCCAUCACUACAGGUUGGUCAGGCCAUCACUACAGGUAGGUCAGAGCCAUACCUAAAGUUAGGUCAGAGCCAUCACUACAGGUAGGUCAGAGCCAUCAGUACAGGUAAGACUUCAAGUGAAUGCUCACUAUUGGUAAAAGCAAAUAAGAGGUAACAGAAAAAUUCUAAUUACACAUCACUACUUAUUUAUUGCAAUUACACAUCACUACUCAUUUAUUGCAAUUACACAUCACUACUCAUUUAUGGAAAUUACACAUCACUACUCAUUUAUUACAACUACGCAUCACUUAUUUAAUACAAUUACACAUCAUUUUUUUGUUUAUUACAAUUACACAUCACUUAUUUAUUUCAAUUACACAUCACUUACUUACUUAUUUAUUGCAACUACAUAUCAUUUACUUGUGUAUUACAUUUGCACAUAAUUUACUUCUUUCUUGCAAUUACAUAUCACUUAUUUAUUACAUUUACACAUCAUUCACUUGUUUAUAACAAAUACACAUCAUUUACUCAUUCAUCACAUUUACACACUACUUACUCACUACUUACAAACUACACACUAAUAUCAGAAUCAUAAAAACAUCUUGUUAAUGUCAUCACUUCUUCAAGGCCAUCAACCCUAACUGCCAACUGCCCAAUCAAACAAUCAUCGUGGUGGCCAGGCAGGCCAGUUCUGGGACAACAAGCAUCUUCACCUCGGCGUUAGCUGCUUUUGACGGACGGUGGAAGGCUACAAAAGGAACGUUCUCUGUAGGUGUUGAUAACAUCACCUAUCAGCCCAUCAAAUGGGACGCAAGUAAGUCUUCUGAUAGAUGUGUCCAACAAGGUUGUGGAAUGUAGUGGAUGACAGUUUGAUAGAUGUGUCCAACAAGGUUAUGGAAUGUAGUUGAUGACAAUUUCAUAGAUGUGUCCAACAAAGUUUUCGUAUGUAAUGAAUGGCAAUUUGAUAGGUCUGUCCAACAAAGUUAUGAAAUGUAGUGGAUUACAAUUUCAUAGAUGUGUCAAACAAGGUUAUGGAAGGAAGUGGAUUACAAUUUGAUUGAUGUGUCAAUUAAUGUUAUGAAAUGUAGUGGAUGAUUAUUUGAUAGAUGUGUCCAACAAGUUUAUUGAAUGUGGUCGAUUAGUAUUUGAUAGAUGUUUACAGCAAGGUUAUGGAAUGUAGUUAAUUUGAUAGAUCUGUUCAACAAAGUUAUGGAAUGUAGAGGAUGACAAUUUAAUAGAUAUGUCCAACAAAGUUAUGGAAUGUCUUGGAUGACACAUUGAUAGUUUUGUCUAACAAGGUUAUGGAAUGUCUUGGAUGACACAUUGAUAGUUUUGUCCAACAAGGUUAUGGAAUGUAGCAGAUAAAAAUUUGAUAGAUGUGUGAAAUAAAUGAAGGGACUAUUUCAUUCAGAUGUGUGAAACAAGGUAAUUGCAUGUAGAGGAUGACAAUUUCAUUGAGAUGUCCAACCAGGAUAUGUAAUGUAGUGAAUGACAUUUUCAUUGAGAUGUCCAACCAGGAUAUGGAAUGUAGUGAAUGACAAUUUCAUUGAGAUGUCCAACCAGGAGAUGGAAUGUAGUGAAUGACAAUUUCAUUGAGAUGUCCAACCAGGAGAUGGAAUGUAGUGGCGGACAAUUAGAAAGAUGUUUUGUCCAACAAGGUUAUGGAAUGUAUCAGAUAAAAAUUUGAUAGAUGUGUGAAAUAAAUGAAGGGACUAUUUCAUUCAGAUGUGUGAAACAAGGUAAUUGCAUGUAGAGGAUGACAAUUUCAUUGAGAUGUCCAACCAGGAUAUGUAAUGUAGUGAAUGACAUUUUCAUUGAGAUGUCCAACCAGGAGAUGGAAUGUAGUGAAUUUCAUUUUCAUUGAGAUGUCCAACCAGGAUAUGGAAUGUAGUGAAUGACAAUUUCAUUGAGAUGUCCAACCAGGAUAUGUAAUGUAGUGAAUGACAUUUUCAUUGAGAUGUCCAACCAGGAGAUGGAAUGUAGUGAAUUUCAUUUUCAUUGAGAUGUCCAACCAGGAUAUGGAAUGUAGUGAAUGACAAUUUCAUUGAGAUGUCCAACCAGGAGAUGGAAUGUAGUGAAUGACAAUUUCAUUGAGAUGUCCAACCAGGAGAUGGAAUGUAGUGGCGGACAAUUAGAAAGAUGUUCCCCAAUCGGUAAUGGAAUGUAGUGGACGACAAUUUGAUUGAAGUGUCCAACAAGGUUAUGAUAUUUAGUGGAUGAAAAUGUGUGGUAUGACCAACUAAUAUUCUCAUUUAUGUCCUACUAAUAGUCUUAUUCAUUAACUGCCCAGUUGUGGUAUGUCCUACUAAUAGUCUCAUUCAUUCACUGCCCAUGUGUGGUAUGUCCUACUAAUAGUCUUAUUCAUUCACUGCCCAGGUAUGGUAUGUCCUACUAAUAGUCUCAUUCAUUCACUGCCCAUGUGUGGUAUGUCCUACUAAUAGUCUUAUUCAUUCACUGCCCAGUUGUGGUAUGUCCUACUAAUAGUCUCAUUCAUUUACUGCCCAUGUGUGGUAUGUCCUACUAAUAGUCUCAUUCAUUCACUGCCCAUGUGUGGUAUGUCCAACUAAUAGUCUUAUUCAUUCACUGCCCAUGUGUGGUAUGUCCUACUAAUAGUCUCAUUCAUUCACUGCCCUUGUGUGGUAUGUCCUACUAAUAGUCUCAUUCAUUCACAGCCAAGGUUUGGUAUGUCCUACUAAUAGUCUCAUUCAUUCCCUGCCCAUGUGUGGUAUGUCCUACUAAUAGUCUCAUUCAUUUACCGCCCAGGUAUGGUAUGUCCUACUAAUAGUCUCAUUCAUUUACCGCCCAGGUAUGUUAUGUCCUACUAAUAGUCUCAUUCAUUCACUGCCCAGGUGUGGUAUGUCCUACUAAUAGUGUCAUUCAUUCACUGCCCAGGUAUGGUAUGUCCUACUGUCUCAUUCAUUCACUGCCCAGGUAUGGUAUGUCCUACUAAUAGUCUCAUUCAUUCCCUGCCCAGGUAUGGUAUGUCCUACUAAUAGUCUCAUUCAUUCAAUGCCCAUGUGUGGUAUGUCCUACUAAUAGUCUUAUUCAUUCAUCGCCCAGGUGUGCUAUGUCGACUAAUAGUCUCCUUCAAUCCUUUGCCAGAUGUUGUACGCUAUUUCGGCCCCACAAACCGUGACGUGGCUGGUUUGAUUCGCUCCAUAAGGUACACGGUUGGAUUCCUGUCAGUCGGUGAAGCCCAGGUGGAGUUGGUGGAUUACGCUGCCCUUGGGAAUAUGAACAACCGCUUCAUUUUGCCGACAGCGUCCUCACUGCUGGUAAAUAUGUUUUUAUGGACUCACUUUGUUUUUUUUUAAAUUUGUCCAAACAGGGAUCCAUUUUAACCGUAUUUUAAAAAUGUUCACAUUUCAAUUUACAGGAAGCCAUAAAUUCUAAGGUCCAUGAGGCAACUUUGACCCCUGACCUAGUGAACGCUCAGCUGCCUAAUGCAUAUCCCCUGUCCAGCUAUACAUAUUUCGCUUUCUACAAGACCCAGACAAGGGACUGUACUCUGGCCAUGGAGCUUGUCAGGUCAUAUCCAUUUAGUCAGUGAGAUACAUGUGUGGGGGAUAGUCUUAGUAAUGGAUUUAGGAUAUCGAACACACAUACAGUUGUACCUCGACAUACGAGUGCCCUGACAUACGAGAUUUUUGAGCUGUUGAAUGGGCGAUGUUUUGCUUUGAGAUACGAGAAAUAUUUGAGAUACGAGAAAUAUUUGAGAUACGAGAAAUAUUUGAGAUACGAGAAACCGGAUAAGCGGGUCGGCCGGCUGCAGUGACGAAAAUUAAGCGAAAGUAACAAAACAUUGUACAGUGGCAUUUAAGUUCAGUGAAGUUUGGUCAAGUUCCAUUAAGUUUAUGGAUAUGUAGCAUUUAGCGUUUCCAAAAAUUAUCGUCAACACAUGUAUGCAAGUGCGCUAAAGAUUAUAGUAAACUAUAAUUUUCAAUUUAAAUAACAAAUAUAUAAUUAAAUUUUUAGUACUCUCAAACCCAAAUUUUCAUUCCAUUAACAACUAUACUAAACUCAAAUAUAGCUAUUGCUACAACUUCCAAUACAUGUAGCCUUUCCUACAACUUCCAAUAAAUGUAGCCUGUCCUACAACUUCUAAUGCAUGUACCCUCUCAUUCAUCUUCCAAUACAUGCUUCUCCUACAGAGGCUAUUACAUAUGUCAAAGUAACUCAUAAACGACCGAUCCAGAUAGUUGGUCUAUAUCUUGGUAAAUAUCGUAUCUUUCUGCAGAUAUAUUCAAUGGCUCAUCACUGACCCAGCUGCCAAGAAUGACGCAGAGAGUGUCGGCUUCAGCACCCUGAGUGUCGGGAUGGGGAGUCGUGUCGUCAAAGAGGUGUUGGAACACGUGACGUGCAAGGGUCAGCUAGUGAUGGACAUGGUCCAAGCGGACGUAGAGGAGGUCACUGUCGACAAGUCGUGGCUGGUACCUGUGGCAGUCACAGGUAAGAUGAGACGCUGAGCAGUACGAUCGUGACAGGUUAGGUGGUAGCAGUUAAGUUAGCGGCUGUGGCAGCUUAGACAGUGAAAGUGACAGCUAAGAUAUUGACAGUGACAGCUAAGAUAGUGACAGUGGCAGCUAAGAUAGUGACAGUGACAGCUAAGAUAGUGACAGUGACAACUGAGAUACACUAUUCCAGUCAACCACGUUACAUCACACUUGACCCUUCUAGAAGUUAAAACACACAACCACCUGACACACAACCACCUGACACACAACCACCUGACACACAACCACCUGACACACAACCAUUUGACACACAACCACCUGACACACAACCACCUGACACAAUACCGCCUGACUCACACAACCCCAAGGAUUUAAAAGUUUGAUUACAUUCAUCCCCAAUUCCUGUAUUCCUAUUGGUUGUUAUCUUUGAUUCAUCCCCAGUUCCCGUGUUUCUAUUGGUUGUUGGCCUUAUGGCCGUGUACAUCAUCUUCCAGCGCCUUAAACUGAACACAAUGAUCAACAUGGAUGACUGGAACAUUCCAAUUGAGGACAUUGUCUUUUACUAUGACGAGAAGGUAGGGAUGCCGUAAACCAGAGCUCCGCAACGGUGUGCCGCUGAACACUGGUGUGCCGCUGAACACGGGUGUGCCGCUGAACACUGGUUUGCCGCUGAACGCUGGUUUGCCGCUGAACACUGGUGUGCCGCUGAACACUGGUGUGCCGCUGAACACUGGUGUGCCGCUGAAAACUGGUGUGCCGCUGAACACUGGUGUGCCGCUGAACACUGAUGUUCCGCUGAACACUGGUGUGCCGCUGAACACUGGUGUGCCGCUGAACACUGGUGUGCCGCUGAACACUGGUGUGCCGCUGAACACUGGUGUGCCGCUGAACACUGGUGUGCCGCUGAACACUGGUGUGCCGCUGAACACUGGUUUGCCGCUGAACAAUGGUGUGCCGCUGAACACUGGUGUGCCGCUGAACACUGGUGUGCCGCUGAACACUGGUGUGCCGCUGAACACUGGUGUGCCGCUGAACACUGGUGUGCCGCUGAACACUGGUGUGCCGCUAGGAGAGCCGCGGGAAAAACUCUUCUAAGGGGAUGAAAAGCAUAUGCGGAUGAUUUAAAUUCUUUGAAAUGAGUGGGACAAUGAGUGGGACAAUGAGUGGGACAAUGAGUGGGAGAAUGAGUGGGACAAUGAGUGGGACAAUGGGUGGGACAAUGAGUGGGACAAUGAGUGGGAUAGUGAGUGGGACAAUGAGUGGGACAAUGAGUGGGGCAAUGAGUGGGACAAUGAGUGGGACGAUGAGUGGGACAAUGAGUGGGACAAUGACGGCGCCAGUGAUUGGCACAAUGAGUGGGACAAUGAGUGGGACAGUGAUUGGGGCAAUGAGUGGGACAAUGAGUGGGACAAUGACGGGGCCAGUUAUUGGGACAAUGAGUGGGACAAUGACGGGGCCAGUGAUUGGGACAAUGAGUGGGACAAUGACGGGGCCAGUGAUUGGGACAAUGAGUGGGACAAUGAGUGGGACAAUGACGGAGCCAGUGAUUGGGACAAUGAGUGGGACAAUGAGUGGGACAAUGACGGGGCCAGUGAUUGCGACAAUGAUUGGGACAACGAGUGGGACAAUGACGGGGCCAGCUAUUGGGACAAUUAGUGGGACAAUUAGUGGGACAAUGAGUGGGACAAUGACGGCGCCAGUGAUUGGGACAAUGAUUGGGACGAUGGUUGUGACAAUAAUUAAGACAUUGAUUGGACAAUAACUAGGACACGUAUUGCGACAAUAAUUGAGGAAAUUAUUGGGAAAAUGACAUUGACAGAGAUUUGGGCCAAUGAUUGGGGCAAUGAUUGGGACAAUGAUUGGGCCAAUGACAUUGACAGAGAUUGGGCCAAUGACUGGGCCAAUGACAUUGACAGAGAUUGGGCCAAUGACUGGGUCAAUGACAUUGACAGAGAUUGGGCCAAUGACUGGGCCAAUGACAUUGACAGAGAUUGGUCCAAUGACUGGGGCAAUGAUUGGACCAAUGAUUGGGACAAUGAUUGGGACAAAACAAGUUAUAAAAGGUAUAAAAAAGUGGGGGUAGGGUGGAUAGAGAUCAACCAUCUGGUUUGAACUUGUUUCAGAUGCAGCUGGCUUCGGUCAGUGGCAAGUCCAGGUUCCUGAGACAGAAGUCGGUCCGAUCUCUGAAAUCCAUCGGGGAAAUCUCUGAAGGUCCCGAGCUGCUAUCUCAGAUUCUCCAGUGGCCUGGGA
This is a messenger RNA of Lymnaea stagnalis (great pond snail), 15496 nucleotides long. The record is from the annotation of a GenBank genome assembly. NCBI's taxonomy places the organism in Eukaryota, Metazoa, Mollusca, Gastropoda, Lymnaeidae.